Morchella importuna is the source of this 1347-nucleotide messenger RNA. RefSeq lists its product as uncharacterized. The record is from RefSeq and is a predicted model, not a curated record. The transcript is spliced from 4 exons. The coding region runs from base 1 to 1347 and encodes 448 amino acids. Lineage: Eukaryota; Fungi; Ascomycota; Pezizomycetes; Pezizales; Morchellaceae.
AUGCCGAGAUUUAGAAACUGUACUGUGCCAGACGCACAAAAUCCGAUCAGUCUGGUAUCUUCUAAGACCUCUGAUGACACUGAAGAGGGGAGUCGAAUCGAGGAGAACCGGACCAGUCAGACUACCAAUAGCUUGAAAACCACAGCUACUUUCACCGAUUUUGUGAAAAAUGAAGGCUCUCAAGGUCCCACCAGUGUGCCCACCAGAGCUUCUUUUUUCACCGCACCUUCACCGGAGCCAUAUGUAUCUGUCGGUUGCCUUAAAUGUGGUUCCCUAGACCACUCGGCAUCAAACCGAAACUGUCCUCGUCCUCGCAAGGCAUCCACAGCAACCAAUACAGUAGCCAUAGCCACUCAAAUUCCCAAGAAGCCUGUUGCCAGAACCCCCAAGAAAGCAGCAGCCGACAAUCACCAAAUUAGGAAAGCUAAACUUGGAGACAACACAAAGUUCUGGUAUUAUAAAUCCGACGACAGCCAAAGUGAAGAGGAAAUUGGUACUAAAGACUCGGAUCAAAGGAACCCCAUCAAAGAGGAAGACCAGGAGUAUCUUUACGAUGAUUUUAAUUCUAUGAUGGACGGAUUAUUCAAGUCGACUGGUCAGUUUACCGAAGAACAGGCAGAUUCGAGUCCAUUGACUAUCACCUAUAGGGACCCUACUGGUAUGGGGAAAUAUGGGGCCAAAAUAGCUGAGCAGAACACCAGUGACCUGUCCCAUGCAGUCAUUCAAAGAGUAACUGCGGGCGAGGGACAGCAGGGUUUGGCGGAACUAUACGACAAGAACGGGUUUGGCUCUUGCCCCUCUAUUCAAGAGACAGUUCAAACCACCUCGGUAUUCUCCUCACAGAAGCAAACGGGUAUCGGCCCAGAUAGAAGUUCAAAGGCGAACAAGCCUGCUAGAAAUAGGAAGCGGGCUUUUCAAUCGAUUGUGACCAAGGAUGACGGUGGGAUUCCUGCUUUUAGGCACCCCCAGCCAAUGUCGAGUUAUAAGACAAAGCAGCCAUUGUUUCCAACUACCUCUACCACGAAGGCCAAAAAGCAUCAUCAUGACCACCAAGGUAGGGAUUUAAAUACCGAGACACUAGAUUUGGGCUAUUCUCCACAGACCCCCAUUCAACCUGCAACGAACCAAUCCUUCCUAUCGCGCCGCGCCACUAAGGGCCUUCAAAACGAUAUGAACGUCAACCAUUCUUCUGCUGAACCUGGUGUUGAGGAGAAAGCGACCCCUAGAGUAUUUAGGUAUAACUAUAUGGGUGCUCGAAAUCAUAUACAGCAGCCUAGAGUCCGUUACGCGGCUGACCGAGUGCAAGGCUGGAGGGAGUGCAGAAGCAUGGGAACAGGAUUGGAGUAA